AUGGAUGCUGAAUCCAAAACCAGAAAACUAAAGGAAGCAGAGAAAUUGAGGACAAAGGGAGCAUUUCCAUUCAAUCUGUUUUCAUCGCCAGACUAUGAAAGCUCUGCGGAGAUUUUCAUGGAGAUUGGAAAUAUGGAAGAGGAGACAUCUGAAAAGAUACGAUACUACGAGGAGGCGGCAAAGACCUAUGAGAUGGAGGACGGAGAGUAUGGAAGAUAUCAAGCUUCGCAGGUGUAUGAGAAGAUAGCACAGACAUGUGAGGAUGAAUAUCCUGAAAAAGCCAUUUCGGCAUAUAAGAAGUCUGGGAUGUAUUCCAAGCAAUGUGGACGAGAGAGCUUGGCAGCAGUGAGUUUCCAAAGAGCAUCUGAGAUACUAAGAAAGGAAGGAAAUCUCGAGGGAUGCCUGGAAUGCCUGCAGAAGGUUGCUGAGUGCUACUGUGGAAGCAGCUGGAAGCAUCAUAAGAAAAAGGCAAUGAGAGACAUUGCAGAGGUGUAUAUAGAACUUGGAAGGUAUGGAGAGGCAGCUAAAAUAUUCUUGGGGUUCAAGGAAAACAUAUACACCUUCUGUGGAUUUCUCUGCUAUUCCAUCGAGGGGACGCCUCUAGAUCUUGAUGUCAGUGGAGAUGAGAAGGAGGUAUGUAAUGCACUUCAGGGAGACUUGAAUGAGGCACACAGAGUCAUAGAGGAAUACAUUUCAACACAUGCUAUGCUUUCCGAGGUGAAGAAGCUACUUGAGAUUGUUAAGGAGAGACUCAGGCCCGAGAAUGAUAUUUUGUAA
Messenger RNA from Encephalitozoon intestinalis ATCC 50506, 777 nucleotides. RefSeq lists its product as uncharacterized. Gene Ontology annotation, cellular component: SNARE complex; vacuolar membrane. NCBI's taxonomy places the organism in Eukaryota, Fungi, Microsporidia, Unikaryonidae. The transcript has a single exon. The record is from RefSeq and is a predicted model, not a curated record. Gene Ontology annotation, molecular function: soluble NSF attachment protein activity; syntaxin binding. The coding region runs from base 1 to 777 and encodes 258 amino acids. Gene Ontology annotation, biological process: intracellular protein transport.